AUGCAGAAAUUCAAUUGGAUUUUGAUCGAAGAAAGCUUAGCACAUUGGGUGUUUUACAAAGACUCCGUUAAUUAUGAGAAGCGAAGAUGUAUGUUGUUUGUGAAUGUCAUCCCUUCCGAGCCACAGCCUGAGCAAGUUCCCAUAGUGCCCACAGUGCCCACAGUGCCCACAGUGCCCAUAGUGGACCAAAGUUCUGUUGGCAUGAACUUUGAAAACCAACAUGCGAACGAUGGUGAAAUCGGACCUAACGCCAUUUUUGUCUACGUAGGCAAAGAAAAUGCCGUAGAGGGUGAUUCUAAUAAAGUGGGUGAAGCUAUAUCACCUGAUGAAGGUGAUGAAUAUACUGAGCCACGCCCUGUUGUAGAACCGUGUAAGUAUAUUGAACCAUGGGAUGACGGUAUGGGUCUGACUAAACUUCAAGAAUUUCCUAACAAGAAGGCAUUGCAAGAUGUGGUGGAUAGAGCUUCUUUAGCUAACUGUUUUAAUUUUGAAAUAGUAAAGUCGGACAAGGUGCGUUAUGUGCUCAAAUGUCCUAAAGAAGGAUGUAACUGGGGUUUACAAGCUGGUAGGAUUCGAGAUACAAAUAUGUUCUCGAUUAGAAGGCACAACAAGAUGCAUACAUGCUCUCGGGCUAGUCAAAGUUCAAGCAACAGUAAGAGACAAGAAACUCUACAAUUAGUUGCUUCUCUUUUACAUGGUGAUUAUCCAGGACAAAUGGAAACUCCACCUCCGAAAAUUAUCAUGGAUCUUGUCAAGAUAAAAUUAGGUGUUGAUAUAUCAUAUUCCACGGCGUUGAGAGGGAAAAAUCAAGCUGUUACUGAUUUGAAAGGUAGCCCAGAAGAAAGCUACAAGAUGCUGCGAUGUUAUCUGCACAUGUUAGAGAAGGUUAAUCAUGCUUUGGGAGCUAGCGUUGAAGGAUUUAAAGUCAUGAGGAAAGUUAUACCUAUGGAUGCAACUUUUCUAAAGAACGAAUAUAAGGGUGUUCUUGUUUCUGCGUCGGCUCAAGAUCCUAACCGUCACCAUUAUCCCUUGGCGUUUGGUGUUCUUGAUGUAUUUAUGACUGACAUAAAUACAAGUCUCAUAAAAGCCAUAGCUAAUGUGUACCCUCUGGCUCAUCAUGGUUUUUGUGUAUGGCAUUUAUCCCAAAAUGUGAAAGGUUAUGCUCGUAACGUCAACAAAGACGUUGUUGCAUGGAUAUUCAUGAAGUGUAGUAGGUUUUACACAGUGGCUGAGUUCAAUAUUGCUUACGCUUCUUUUACGACAAUAUAUCCUUCUGCUGCAAAGUAUCUUGAAGAAUCUACCCAAAAAAAAAGAUGGGCAAGAUGUGUUUUUCUAGGAGAUAGAUACAACCUAGACACAAGCAACUGUGUUGAAUCGAUGAACAGCGUAUUUAAAGAUGCAAGGAGGUACUCCUUGAUACCCAUGCUUGAUGCAAUACUUAAAAAAUUCUCUGAAUGGUUUAAUGAACAUCGGAAAGAUGCUGUGUCUAGAUCAGUCGCAAAUAAAUUGGUGCCUUUAGUGGAGAACUACUUACAUGAUUUAUGGGCAACUGCUGAGAAACUAAAGGUGACAGAGCUAAAUGGUUUCGAACUUGAAUACAAUGUCAUUGAUAGUGACGGNAAGUUGGAAUUGGUUUUUGGAGAUGUUGAAAACCGUUGUUGGGGAUUCUUCUGA
Messenger RNA from Camelina sativa (false flax), 1674 nucleotides. The record is from RefSeq and is a predicted model, not a curated record. NCBI's taxonomy places the organism in Eukaryota, Viridiplantae, Streptophyta, Magnoliopsida, Brassicales, Brassicaceae.